This is a messenger RNA of Plasmodium adleri (nom. inval.), 621 nucleotides long. Its product is annotated as stevor PIR protein, putative. Lineage: Eukaryota; Apicomplexa; Aconoidasida; Haemosporida; Plasmodiidae. The coding region runs from base 1 to 621 and encodes 206 amino acids. The record is from RefSeq and is a predicted model, not a curated record. The transcript is spliced from 2 exons.
AUGAUAUCUUAUAAUUUUAAAUUAUUUAUAUUUUCAAUCGUAUUAGGAGCAUUAACCUUAUUUUAUAAUGUGAGAAAUAAAAAAAAUGACUGUCAUGGAUUAUAUACAAAUAUAAAAUAUAAAAAUAUAGUGUUAGUGCAAACAAAUCCUAGGUCUUUAGCAGAAUCUUCACAUGAACUUACAGCAAAUGAUAAGCAUGAAAAUAAUAAAUUAAGAGAAUAUAGAAAUACGAAAGAAACAAAAUACAAGAACAACAAAUAUCCAGAAGAUGACACAAAAACCAAACAAAAAAUACCACCAAUAACAAAUAAGAAAUUUCCUGGAACACCAAAUUUAAUGAAAUAUAGAAAAGAAACAUAUGAUAACACACAAGGAGGAAUAUCAAACAUAUCUCCUGGUCACCUUGGAUAUUUGGAAAUGCAAAGAAAGCUUUAUAAUGAUUUUGAUGGAAAGCAAGAAUUACAUUUUCGAAAACAUUCAGAUCAACCAUACGAUGAAUAUGAAUCUAGGACAAAAAAACGUUUGAAAAAUUGUUGUAUGUAUUUUCCAUUACUAUUUUUUUGUUACAUUCCAUAUUUUUUAUAUGAAAAGUAUAAAAGGAAUAAUUGCAAUGAGAAAUAG